This is a messenger RNA of Gymnogyps californianus (California condor), 739 nucleotides long. It is a transcript of the gene NPM2, whose product is annotated as nucleophosmin/nucleoplasmin 2. Lineage: Eukaryota; Metazoa; Chordata; Aves; Accipitriformes; Cathartidae. The coding region runs from base 41 to 649 and encodes 202 amino acids. Gene Ontology annotation, cellular component: nucleoplasm; nucleolus; cytoplasm. Gene Ontology annotation, biological process: positive regulation of DNA replication; chromatin remodeling. The transcript has 10 exons. Gene Ontology annotation, molecular function: histone binding; chromatin binding; RNA binding. The record is from RefSeq and is a predicted model, not a curated record.
AAUUAAAUUGGGUGCCUGGGGGCUGAGGGAUCCCAGAGCCAUGUCCCUUAUGGACAGCAUUGACAUCGACAGCAAAUCCGAGAAGCCCGUGUCCCUGAUCUGGGGGUGUGAGCUGAGCAGCGAGCGGGACUCCUACACCUUCCAGGUGCCGGAGGAGUGGCAGUGCGAGCAGCAGCUGGCCCUGCGGACGAUCUGCCUGGGGGAGAUGGCACGGGAUGAGUUCCACGUGGUGGAGAUCGUGCCGGCCGAGGAGGGGGAUGCUCAUGCCCCGGUGCCCCUGGCCACGCUGAAGCCUUCUGUGCUGCCCAUGGCCACCCUGGUGGGAGUGGAGCUGACGCCUCCGGUCACCUUCCACCUGAGAGCCGGCUCCGGCCCCGUCUACAUCAGCGGGCAGCACGUCUCCAUGAUGCCCAACCUGUCCUGGGAUGAGGAGGAGGAAGAGGAAGAGGAGGAUGCUGAGGAAGAGGAGCCAGCAGAGGAGUCCCCUGAGAAGCUCCCCAAGGGCCAAGCUGCCAAGAAGGGCAGCGCUGCCAAGAAGAGGAGGCUGGAGAAGGAGGAUGAGCUCAGGAACAACGUCUCGCCUGAGGAUCCCCUUCCCAGCAAGGGACAAGGAGCCGGCCGGGGCAGGAAGGCAGCAGCGAAGAAGUAACAGGAGCUGCAGCGGAGCCUGGCCAAGUGCAGAAGAGCCUGGAAAGCCACUGGUUUGGUGUUGUCCUUCCCCAAUAAAGGAUAUUUUGCA